CGGCGAAAGCGGCGAACACGACAGAGGCAUCGGUUUAAUGCAGGAUGAGGUAUGAAUGCCAAUGUCGUGUCACCGGCAUCGGAAAUGAAAAAUUAGUGCAGCCGCGAGAAAAGAGUGGGCGCGGACUCACACCCGGACGGACAGGGGGCGGGUGGGGACGCCGCCGUGUGCACGACAAGCUUUGCCGAUUAUUGCACGAUUUUGCGAGCCAUGUCCGCUAAUCACGGUGGCCAGGCGGACAGGGGGCGGCAGGGGUUUCAAUCUUUCGAGCUCUCACACACACACACACAAAAAAAAUGAUUUUGAGAAAAUACAAUUGUACUUAAGUAAAAUGUAUAGUGGUAAAGUAAAUGCCUCAUUUCAUUUGUGGAAUACAAACUGUUAGCACACCGGUUGUUCAAAAAAAUACAAACAAAAUUGUUAAGAAAAGUUCAGUCAAUUUAAAUUUCUAACUUGUUCAAAAAUGCAGCUUUUCUUACCUGUAUUGGCCUCCAUUGGGAUGCAAGAGGUAUAAAUGCGAAUGCGGAUGGCGUGUCAAACGGCGCCCAAAAAAUAAAAUUACUAACGGCCGCUAGAAAGGUGUGGUGGACGGGCUGAUUAUCCUGCGGGUGCGGGGGGUGGGGGCGGCGCGGGCGCACGCUAAGCUCUGCCCACUAGUGCCAGACUUGCGUUGCGAGCCGAGCACGGCGACACCCGGUCAGAGUGGCCGGCCCCGCAGCAGGAUGCAGGAUGGCGACGACGCCGCGGGUCCGCGGCCUGGUGCCGGUGCUGGCCCCGCUGGCGGCCCUCGUGCUCUGCGCGUCCGCGGCCCGGAGGAUCACCGACAGCACGUACCUCGUGCUGCGGCCCAAGUUCGUCCGGCCGUGCGAGGGAGAGCCGGACAACGCCAUGAAGUCGGUGGACGUGACGUCCGAAAUGCGCGGCCGCACCACCGUCGUCUUCCACGCCAACAUGACCUUCACGCGGACGGCGGACAAGUGGCACAAGGGCUACUGCGCCGUCGAGAAGUGCGACCAGACCGUGUCCGCGGCCACGUGCAAGUUCUACCGGCCGAUCGAGACCCCCGAGAUCUGCAGCUACAUGAUGAACCCCGCCAUGCCCUGGUUCAAGAUCGUCGACAGCGUACAACCCAAGCUGAGCUGUCCCAUCGCCAAGGGCACGUACAAGCUGUCCAACGGCACGGUGUCCAUGGACCUGGUCAGCGCCGCGAGCGGCACCCUCCGUCUGGAGGGCCCCAUCUGGCGCGGACGCUGCCACAUCGUCAACUCGCGGGGGGUCUUGCAGUUCUGCAUAGACGCCGCCACCGAUUUGUUCCGAGUGCGGAAACGGCCGAAGCCCAGCUAGAAUUGAUUUUGCGGUUCGACGUUGAUGCGAAGCCUGUUACCUCGAUCUUGGGGACAAAGAUCGAUGUCGAACUCAGUGAUAAUCGAUGGCAGUAAAUCGAUCUCAAACCGAAUAAUAA
Molecule: messenger RNA, 1462 nt
Organism: Frankliniella occidentalis (western flower thrips)
Lineage: Eukaryota; Metazoa; Arthropoda; Insecta; Thysanoptera; Thripidae
Exons: 2
Coding region: 730-1344 (204 amino acids)
Source: RefSeq, a predicted model, not a curated record